Messenger RNA from Sphaeroforma arctica JP610, 356 nucleotides. RefSeq lists its product as hypothetical. The annotation marks the transcript as partial. NCBI's taxonomy places the organism in Eukaryota, Ichthyosporea, Ichthyophonida. The record is from RefSeq and is a predicted model, not a curated record. The transcript has a single exon.
AUGGGUAGGCGCAUCGCUCUGCACGCCAAUCAGAUCGUGUUUAUUUUGGGAACGUGCAUUCCCAUUGUUCUAGCGCUGAAUGUGAUGUACAAGCACUACUUCCACCAAUCAAAGCCGCCGGUUAAACUGCCAGAGCUGGAGCGGUUUACUCCGGCCACUCCGUUGGGCCAGGCACCGGACACAACGGACCACUUUGUCACACCCAAAACCACUUUGAAAAGCGCCAAUAAUACCAAAACGAGUCAUAUCAGGAUGGCCAGAUCGGCUCGGGUAUCAAAUGUGGGCGGUGACACCCCCGCCAGAAGCAGAGUGUCUGUGAACACUCCGCAGCAGCUCGAUAGGCUACUGCAGGACAU